Molecule: messenger RNA, 858 nt
Organism: Drosophila eugracilis
Lineage: Eukaryota; Metazoa; Arthropoda; Insecta; Diptera; Drosophilidae
Product: protein FAM207A
Exons: 1
Coding region: 107-646 (179 amino acids)
Biological process (GO): maturation of SSU-rRNA from tricistronic rRNA transcript (SSU-rRNA, 5.8S rRNA, LSU-rRNA)
Cellular component (GO): preribosome, small subunit precursor; 90S preribosome; nucleolus
Source: RefSeq, a predicted model, not a curated record
CUAUCGCUAACGAUAACGAUACCUAAAUCAGGUGUGGUGACACUGAUUUUGCAAUCUAGCACGCUGCACGUUUGUUUUGAUUUUGUUGGCGCAGAAGAUUCUCUAUAUGGCAAAAACCAAGCGAAAUGUAAGGGCCAAGGCCAAAAGUGUGGUUGGAGCGGCAAAGCAGAAAGCGCAGGAUAUUAAGACGAAGCUGCGCCAGGAUCAGCUGCUCCACAAGACGCUCACUCCAAAAAAGACGUCGACCAAAAAGGAGAAAUCUGAGGCGAAACACAAGAAGCUACUCAAACGCUUUGCUGAAACGCGAAAGGAACGCAAAGAGGAGCAUGCACGCAAGAAUCUAGAGAAGACCAAGGUCAUUGGGGAUCUUAAGCCACUACGGGAUGCACUGCCAUCGCUACAGGACAUUUACAACCUGGUGAAAACUAAACAAAAGGAUGCCACCGAUCAGACAGUUCUUACAGAACCGGUAGUCCCUCUUAGUGCCAACGAAAAAAUAAGGAAAAAACGCACGGAUAUGGUCAACCGAGUGAAAUCCUUCGAAAAAAUCAUUAAAGACAAGAACUUUAAGAAGAAUCCCCGAGAAGUCAUAGCCUCUCACGUGCGCAACAAAUAUCAGGCUAUGGAAGAGGACGACGAAGAAUAGAAGUCAUAUUUAAUAAAUACCAAAAUAUUUGCAUUUUUUAUUUUUUACAAAAUAUGAACAUGACACUGAAAAUAUGCCAGAAAUGUAAAACCUGUUAGUGCCUUCAACUACCAAAAAAUUGUUGGCGUAAAUUUAAGAACUAACUUUAAUAUAGGCAUUAUUAUUAAGAAAACAAAUGAGUUUCAUUAAAAGAAAUUAAUCAAGAAAUGAAA